Messenger RNA from Sardina pilchardus (European sardine), 1446 nucleotides. It is a transcript of the gene arpc2, whose product is annotated as actin related protein 2/3 complex, subunit 2. Gene Ontology annotation, molecular function: structural constituent of cytoskeleton; actin filament binding. Gene Ontology annotation, cellular component: actin cytoskeleton; Arp2/3 protein complex. The transcript has 10 exons. Gene Ontology annotation, biological process: actin filament polymerization; Arp2/3 complex-mediated actin nucleation. The record is from RefSeq and is a predicted model, not a curated record. NCBI's taxonomy places the organism in Eukaryota, Metazoa, Chordata, Actinopteri, Clupeiformes, Clupeidae. Bases 148 to 1047 code for a protein of 299 amino acids.
CAGAAGGGUCCUACACACCAAUGCGGAAGACGUGACAGAUUGGAAAGCCCUACAAGGGAGGAAAACUUCAACGACUGCAAAUUGGACAAUAUUAACUCUUUAGCCGUUAUUUUGUUAUAAACAGUAAACACUGCAGUAACCGUCACCAUGAUUUUGUUGGAGAUAAAUAAUCGGAUCAUAGAAGAAACAAUAUCUCUUAAAUUUGAGAGUGCAUCCAACGGGAACAAGCCUGAGGCAGUAGAAGUUACAUUUGCAGAUUUUGAUGGGGUCCUUUACCAUAUCUCCAAUCCUGAUGGAGACAAGACCAAACUGAUGGUCAGCAUUUCGCUGAAGUUCUACAAGGAGUUGCAGGACCAUGGAGCAGAUGAGCUGCUGAAGCGGAUGUAUGGAAAUUACCUGGUGUCACCUGAGUCAGGGUACAACGUGUCCCUGCUCUAUGACUUGGACAAUGUGCCCUCUAACAAAGAGGAGGUGGUCCACCAAGCAGGCAUGCUGAAGAGGAACUGCUUUGCCUCUGUGUUCGAGAAGUACUUCAAGUUCCAGGAGGAGGGCAAAGAGGGUCAGAGCAGAGCUGUGGUCCACUACAGAGAUGAUGAGACAAUGUACCUUGAGGCAAAGAAAGACAGAGUCACCGUGGUCUUCAGCACAGUGUUCAAGGAUGAUGACGAUGUCGUCAUUGGGAAAGUGUUCAUGCAGGAGUUUAAGGAGGGCCGGCGUGCCAGCCACACGGCCCCCCAGGUGCUCUUCAGCCACAGGGAGCCUCCCCUGGAGCUCAAGGACACUGAUGCCGCGGUGGGAGACAACAUCGGCUACAUCACAUUCGUUCUGUUUCCUCGUCACACCAGCGCCAAUGCCAGAGACAACACCAUCAACCUCAUCCACACCUUCCGCGACUAUCUGCAUUAUCACAUAAAGUGCUCCAAGGCCUACAUUCACACACGCAUGAGGGCUAAGACCUCCGACUUCUUAAAGGUUCUGAACCGUGCCCGUCCCGAUGCUGAGAAGAAAGAGAUGAAGACUAUCUCGGGUAAGACCUUCUCUCGCUAAGGAUGCGUGCGCAGACUUGAACAGGCUUGGGGACAUGGCGAGACACGCAUCCGCAGUUCCAUGCCUCACUGGACUAGAUCAACCUCCCUGUCUCUGGCCAGUGCUCUGGGUCCCCCAAGAGAUGUCCACGCUUCACAAGGGAGGACUACAAUUUGUUGCUUUGCAUUCCUUGGAUAAAUAUUUGAUGCAAUUAUAUGACAAUAUGAACAAAUGAAUUUUUUGAUACAGUAUGACCUUGUAUUCCAUUUGGUACUCUUGCCUUGCAUUCUUUCUUAGAUUGUGUUUGUUUUAACAACGCAGUAUUCACCAGACCUGCUACUCUCAUUCUAUUCGCUCAAAAUCACCUGUCCCGUUUUGGAAAUCAUGUGAUGGUAAAGAAUAAACCAGUCUUGUUACAAA